Molecule: messenger RNA, 2701 nt
Organism: Polychytrium aggregatum
Lineage: Eukaryota; Fungi; Chytridiomycota; Chytridiomycetes; Polychytriales
Exons: 9
Coding region: 1-2559 (852 amino acids)
Biological process (GO): receptor guanylyl cyclase signaling pathway; cGMP biosynthetic process; intracellular signal transduction
Molecular function (GO): peptide receptor activity; guanylate cyclase activity
Source: RefSeq, a predicted model, not a curated record
AUGCAGUCGCACUUCAAAGGCUUUAUGACCAAUCAGACGCUGCACUUUUUCGAGAGUCUGCGCAACGACUGCAUUCGCAUCGAAGAGGGCAUGAAGGACUCUGAGAAGGAAGUCCUCCGCAAGGAGGACGAGGCCUAUCUCAACCAGCGCCACGACGCCGAGCUGGUGCAUCUCAAGAAGCUGCAGCAGGGUGAGUUCCAGCAGCUCAAAGAUACCUUCCAGCGGCUGAUUGCCGCCCGCGAUGCGCGGAAGAAAGCCAAGAAGAUCCAGCGCCAGACCGUCCGCGACAUGAAGCGCAGAGACAAGACUAUCAUGGACCAGGACGCAGCCUCCAAGGAAGCCGCCCGGGUCAAGUGGACCCUGACCGAGAAGCGCAACAUGUUCGAUGCCAUGACAGCACACAUGGUGAACAAGCACGACAAGCAGCGCCGCCAGCUCGCUAUGGCACAGGAGCGCAAGAUCCAGUACGAGCGGGUGCUUGAUGAGAUGCAGAAUGUACAUGAGCGAGUCGAGGUCCGGCGGACGAUGCAGAAAAAGUUCCUCGUGCGCAUGAACCAUCAAAGCGCUGCAGACAAGCGAGUUUCAGACCAGCUACAAGAAAUCCAGCAACUUGAGCUGAAACAUGCCAAGGAACGCUUCGACCUCGAGUUCCAGUCUUACGAAGAUUUGCAGGCCACCAAGGCUCAGCAAGUACUUGCCAUGUCUGAGCUCAUCGCCGGACAGACGAUCGAGUUGCAUUUCGAGAAGGAGCGUCUGGUCGCUCAGCGCGAGUUGGCAAAACUAGCCCUGCUCGAGGCCCAGCACAUCGCCGAAUGCAAGAAAAUGACAAAAUCACACAGGAUCCAACUCAAGGCCCUUCGUGGCCAGCAGGAAGCCCGCGAUAUUGAUGCACAUUCCGAUAACAAGAGCGACGGAGGAAAGAGCGAUGUCUCGUCCGUGGCCUCUGCUACAAUGAUCAAGUCUGUUUUGGCCCCGGUUGUGGCUACCGGUGCUGCCGGUACUGCCGGUGUCGCUGGUGUCGCUGGUGUCGCUGGUGUUGCUGGCGUUGCUGGUCCCCUCGAGAACACUACAAAGGAAGAAGACUCGGACGAUGAACGCAACGAUAUCGAGGCGGACCCAGACAACAAGAGCGCCUCCACCAUAAUUCGGCUCAUCAAGAAACACGAACAGGCCCGUGACUCUACUUUGGAGAUCCACAAGGCGGAGCUCGAGAAACUCGAGAGCAGCAUCCAAGAUCGUACUCUCCAGCUUGAGGCGUCGCAGCAGCUCGAGAUGAAGGAGUUGUUGGAGACUCACGAAAACGAGCUGCAGGCCCUGUACUCCCUUCAGGAGAAGGAGAUCCAGAUGGAAGCCUCUGUUCAUGAUGCCGAGGCCAAGAUGCUUGUUGAGAGACGGGUUCUCAACUCUGUGCUCGACACCGUCAUCAACGGCAUCAUCAACAUUGAUCCGUCUGGAAUCAUCGUGCGGUUCAACAGUGCGGCAGAGAGCAUGUUUGGCUAUACUGCCGAUGAAGUCAUUGGUCUUAACGUCAAGAUCCUGCAGUCACCGGAGAUCGCUGCUGUCCACGACACCUUCUUGACAAACUACCUGACCACGGGCAUCAAGAAAAUCAUCGGCUAUGGACGAAGGGCAUUCGGCCUCAAGAAAGACGGUACAAUGUUCCCAGUCCAUAUUUCAGUCUCGGAGGUGUUGGAGGACGGAGCCCAUCUAUUUACGGGCAUUGUCCGAGACUUGACUGAAGAAGUCCGUCUCGAAGAGUUUAGAAAAGCCACGGACAUGCAGAAGCAGGCUGAAAUCGAGAAACUGAUCAAGCAGGUUGACAUUUCCAAAGCCAAGUCCGACGCCCUGUUGUCGCAGAUGCUCCCGGCCGACAUCCAGAAGCAGCUGGUCGCGGGCAAUCAGAUUAUACCCGAGCCAUUCGAUUCGUGCACCAUUCUCUUCUCGAACAUCGUCGGGUACGCCGAUGUUUGCGCACAGAGCACGGCCCUGGAGAUGGUGGAUCUGCUCAACGGAUUGUACACGUUGUUUGAUGGAGUUAUCAGCCAGCAUGACGCCUACAAAGUCGAGACCAUCAACGACAGCUACGUCGUUGCCUCGGGACUGCCGAUGCGCAACGGGCAAAUGCAUCCGUGUGAAAUCGCCAAUCUGGCGCUGAAUCUCCUCGCCGCAGCGCUCAACUUCACGCUGCCAGGCCGACCUGAUUUCCGGCUCAAGAUCCAGAUCGGCAUCAACACGGGGCCAGUGGUGGCAGGAGUGGUCGGGCUCAAGAUGCCUCGAUACUGUUUGUUUGGAGACACCAUGAAUGUUGCCUCCCGGAUGAUGUCGUCGGGCGAUCCGAUGCGCAUUCAAAUCAGCGAAGCGACAUACCAGGCACUCAAGAGGAACGGUGGAUACGAGCUGGUGUGUCGAGGUGAAACCAAGGUCAAGGGCAAGGGUAUCAUGACAACAUAUUGGCUGGUUGGCAAGGAGGACAUGCCACUAAGGCUGCCUGAGGAGACGGCCUGUCUGUCGGCUGCCAAUCACCACCGCGCACAGUCGACCAGCAACCUGAGUCAAUAGGUGGCCCUUUCUCCAGAUGGGUGGUGCAUUUCCUUCCCAAAUAUCGUUCCCCUCCCCUCCCUCACAGUCAAACAUCGAUUGCCAUGUAUCCGGCCUGUGCGAGUUGUUGUGCGCUUAGAUAUAUUUUUGAGCAGAUUGUUGG